AUGCUUGGGGCCAAGUCGACACCAGAGUCCAUGUCCGGCAUCGUCUCGGCCAGCGACUCUCAAUCCGAGCCCGAAAACGACGUUCCCCAGCCCGUACCCGACCAAGACUGUUCCCCAGAAGCAUUCGACGAUGAUUUCAACUUCGAUUUCCGCGACGUUGCAUCCGAGUCCGACAUGGAUAGGAGCCCCGACGCCAUUGACACGGCCGAGGGUACUGCCUUCGAAGAGGAAUACCGAAGCACUGAUGGAGCCAUAGUGCCUUCUGAACGUGAAAUUGCUAUUGCAGCUCUCGCAACGCUGGCCAACGAGUCAACGGCAAGCUACACCAGUUGCCCCCCGUAUUCGACCUAUGGCCCUUCCCCGAUAAAGGCCUCCGAAGACUAUUACACCAUCCAAGACUUUAUCCGAGUCAAAUGGGUGGGCCUCGAGAUACAGACCUGGGAGGACGAGCGUCGUCUCCAGGAGGAUACGGCUCGCACGCUUUACGCCUACUGGAGGGCCGAAGGCGGACGCUGCUGUGCUCUGAAUCUUGGACCAGACGCCGUAUACCAUGUUUUCUGGGUUCUUGCCAGUCGUGGGGAGGGCGCCAAGCGGCAUUUCAAGUGUCAGUGGGUAGGAUACCCUGCCACCGAGCAGCAGUGCUCGUGGGAGUCGGGAGCAGUUGUCAAGGUGAUAGCUAGAGAUGCCCUCGCGGCCUACUUUGAUAGGUUGUAUGAGUUUCAGUAG
This is a messenger RNA of Fusarium keratoplasticum, 726 nucleotides long. RefSeq lists its product as uncharacterized. Lineage: Eukaryota; Fungi; Ascomycota; Sordariomycetes; Hypocreales; Nectriaceae. The record is from RefSeq and is a predicted model, not a curated record. The transcript is spliced from 3 exons. Bases 1 to 726 code for a protein of 241 amino acids.